Messenger RNA from Zophobas morio, 3271 nucleotides. RefSeq lists its product as uncharacterized. NCBI's taxonomy places the organism in Eukaryota, Metazoa, Arthropoda, Insecta, Coleoptera, Tenebrionidae. Bases 245 to 2389 code for a protein of 714 amino acids. The record is from RefSeq and is a predicted model, not a curated record. Gene Ontology annotation, molecular function: zinc ion binding; nucleic acid binding. The transcript has 2 exons.
UCAGCAUUUUCCGUCGGGCGAGCUCGGCAGCCGGAGGCGGCGGGUCGCCAACGGUCGAGACUGUCCGAGCAACACCGACGCGGUGACGGGAGGGAGAGGAAUACACUUGUGUUCGGAUGCUGAUACACGAUGAUUGCGUUUUAAAAGAAUAAACUGCUAAAUUCUGCGUUUGGUUUCUUUUUCCUAAAACUGUGCUGACAUCAGAAGUGGGAUUCUUUAAACCCUUGCGUGCACUUGUACGACAAUGCCGAAAGAGCAGCGACGCCAUAAAAAAGACAAACGGCGACGUUCGCGCCGGAGUGAAUCUAGUGAUGGUGCAAGUGGGUCUCGUUCACGGCAUGAGCGGCGGCAAAAGCACAAGAAGUUGCGGGAACCGACUCCAGAACAACAACUUGCGAGACGGCACCGCUUGCGAGCUCACUCGAGGACGAGGAGUGGCGACAGUCCUGGUCGCAGCAGUCCUGGUCCUGCUUCUGUUUCGCAAAUCAGUGAGGCUAUAGCAGCUGGGUUUGGUAAGCUGGCAGAGCAGGUGGAGGUGCGUGAGACUCGCCAGCAGGUAAGUGGGAUCCCCCUUUCUACGGCCGGCAGCAUUAUUGCCGAAUUCGAUCCUUUAGAAAACGAGGUUGACGAGUGGUUGGAGUCGAUUGGUGAGUACGCUCAAAUUUAUAAUUGGGACGACAGGACAACGUGUCAUUUGGCGUUGAGCAAACUAAGAGGCCCAGCGCAAACGUGGUAUCGGACACUGCCUAGUAGAGUGUUUACGUGGCCCGAAUGGCAUGACAUACUGUUGCGAAAUUUUCCACCAAAGCGCGAUCUCCAUAAGGCGAUUCAAAUGAUGAUGGCGUACACACCAGAGCAGUGUAAAACGCUCUACGAAUAUACGUUUAAUAAACUUGCGCUAAUUAAUAAGCUAAAAUUAAAUAUUAACCCCGUUGAUCGCGUAAAUCUAAUAAUGGGUGGAAUUUGUGACGAGCAAAUUAAAUUCUCGGUCCAAGCUGCAGGUAUUACGGACCCGAUUGUUUUAGCAGGACAUUUAAAAACCAUCGAUGAUCGAGUACUUGCAACGCAAACCGCAACCCGGCACGUUUCUCACAUUCCAGCGACGCGAGCUCCAGUUUCAUCUAUUUAUAGAAACCCAAAACAAACGUCAUCUCUUUCGCGCAAUGAUACGGCUAAUAAGCCGGUCCUCGGCCCAACUUGUUUUAACUGCGGAAAAUCCGGUCACUUCCGUCGAUUUUGCCCUGGUAAAAACCAACAAGCGUCCAGACAGCCACCACUAUUGGCCAUCGAGGCAAAAAAGUCCGUGAAUUUUGUUGGUACCAAUCCAAACGAGAAAUAUUUCAAAACUAUCAUGAUCGAAGGUCACCAAAUAAAAUGUUUUGUCGAUUUUGGAAGCGUGUGUUCGCUGAUGAGUCAGGAGGCGGUUGAAAGGCUUAAAGUGGCGGCGCUGCCUUUGGACACGGCCGUGGUUUUAAUGACUCUCGGCGGGCAUAAAAUUUCUCCAAGCGGCUGUGUAGCAGCAAAUGUAACGAUCGAUGGCAUCAACAAAAAUUUGCAAUUUUAUGUCGUCGAAAAGUGUGUUAUGGGCGUUGAAAUUCUGAUUGGCCAGAAUUUCACCGACUUGUACGAUAUUAUAUACGUUAAAACAGGGAACACGUUGAUCUUUUCCCAGGAAACGAAUAUACCUUGCAAUAUUAACGCGAUUAGCGAAACUGCGUUGAAUGUAGGUAUUUCUGACAGUGACGCUGUCACAAAGUUGGUUUCGCUAAUAGACCAAUAUUCUGUUUGCACUGCUGCAAACUUGUCGCAAAUUGGUGUUACUUCUACGGUGCAAAUGACCAUUGAGUUAACGAGCUCCCAACCAAUCGCUCGACGACCGCGUCACUAUUCCGAUUUUGAACGGGAACAGAUCCGCGAUAUAGUUGGUGAUCUACUUAAAAAUGGUGUUAUUCGGGAAUCGCAUUCACCUUAUGCAAGUAGCGUACUACUGGUCAAGAAAAAGUCUGGCGAACUCCGUCUAUGUGUGGACUAUCGUCCCCUUAAUAAGCCAGAAGAACCCGCCAUCGUCGACGUCACUGACAUUCGAAACCAAAUAACUGCGCGUACAAUCAAGGACCAAGCUGCUCAAAAGUCUCGUUUCGACCGUGUUCGAACUGCUGGUCAACCAUAUCAGGAAGGAGACCUGGUGCUGAUCCGUCUAACCAGCGGCCCUGCAACCGGAACUAGCCGAAAGUUACUGCCCAAGUGGCGUGGCCCAUUCCGAGUUACCAAAGUUCUCGGAAAUGAUCGGUAUGAAGUCGCAGACAUACCGGGAGCAACCAGGUCCAAGUUGCAGUACCGUGGAGCGGCCGGCAUCGACAAUAUGAGGCCAUGGGUCGUGUAUGGGUAAGGUAGUACGGUUCAAAUCGGGAGUAGUCCAUGGUGAUUGGCGCUACUCGCAUUUGGCCGGCUUGUGGAUUGUUGAUGCUCGCUGAUUCAGGCUUGACCAGAGGUUUCUGUGUUUGAUAGUCUGGUGGGUGGCAGAGCUGGGUGACGAUCACACAAGGUGUAGUUUUAGUUUUGUUUUGCGUUAUUAUUAAGUAUUAUGUUCAUUUAAAAAUUAAGCUUCCUUCUAUGCGUUACAUUUAAUAUUCGCCCUCAUUUGUUUUGUAUUGUAUUCUUGCAUUAUGUAAGUUUGGCCAAAUUUACCCUGUUUUCUUCCAGUUACCGUCCACGGCAGACAGGCAGCUUGCUUUCUGAUUUAUAUCUUUAACGUAGGAGAAGUGACGAUCAAAGUCUAAAGCCUGUAUGUAUGAGUUUCAGUCCGAGGACCUGAACUGAGGUGCCCAUGUCCGUCGAGUGAGGACACUCUCCAUGUCAGGAAAGGCCGUGUCAGCAUUUUCCGUCGGGCGAGCUCGGCAGCCGGAGGCGGCGGGUCGCCAACGGUCGAGACUGUCCGAGCAACACCGACGCGGUGACGGGAGGGAGAGGAAUUAGGGAUGGGCAGAUUCGGUCAUCACCACGAACGGAUCGUUCAUCGUUCGGUCCCUACGAAGACCCGGUCGUCAAAUGUCGUUCAUUUCGUUCAUUUCGUUCACUUCGUUCACUUCGUUCACCGUUCACAUCGUUCACCGUUCACUUCGUUCUUAAUCAUUCAAGGCUCAGGGAUCUAUUGAUGAAUCACUCGGUCUUUCGGCUCUUCGGUCAAUGGUCUUAGUUUCCCUUUUGCUUGAAUCCGAUCACUUUAUAGGGAAAGUCAUGCUCAGAACUAUAGCAUAGGUAUUCGAAAAAA